Molecule: messenger RNA, 918 nt
Organism: Gongylonema pulchrum
Lineage: Eukaryota; Metazoa; Nematoda; Chromadorea; Rhabditida; Gongylonematidae
Source: the annotation of a GenBank genome assembly
AUGGAAUAUUAUUUAGCAGCACUAGCAGUGGCGCUGCUCGUUCUGCUGGACCAUAGUGGACAUGCGUUCCUUCGGGAAGCACCCCCCACCAUGCGAUAUCCGGUGAUUUCGAUUGCAAUACGACUGCAUAAUCAUGCGCAUGCAUUGCCGUAUUUUUUUGGAUUGCUCGAGAAUCUCGAUUAUCCGAAAAACCAGAUUUCGAUAGACAUUUUCAUCGGGGCACAUGUCGAUGCAACGCGCGCUAAAACUCAGCAAUGGAUGGAUAGUGCACGAAAGCAUUAUCGUAGCAUUUCUAUCACGUUGGAUGGGAAGAAUUGGCGUGAAGAUGCGUUGAUGAAUGCGCGCAGUAGUAAAGCAAAGUAUGUGCUGUUUUUGAAGGGCGAUCAUUUGUUGACAGACCACAGAAUUCUGCAAAAAUUGAUGGGAAAAAAGAAAUUGGCAAUUGCUCCGCUUCUUUUUGCACCAUUUGGUGAUCCGCCAUCGGUUUUCCUCUCAGAUGAUUACACUCUUCGCAGAAACAUAUCCAUAGCUGAAGUUAACGAAAUGCCGGAGCCAUUGUUGCUAAAUUUAGCGCAUAUCGAUUCGUCGUAUUUGACAUUUUCAUCGGACAAUCUACACAGCUAUCCAGCGGAGGAUUCCAGAUAUCCAAAAGAUGUUUUCGCGAAUUCGGCAUCCCGCAUGGGCAUAUCUUUUUUUGUGGAUAAUGAAUUCUUUUAUGGAUAUUUUUUUGAUCACUCGUUGCGAUCACUAGAUUACCAACGCAAACUGCUGCGUUAUUUGCUCGCUGAUUGGAUUGCUGAUAGUGGCUUGAUGCCGUUUGCUCAUUCAUCAUUUUUGAAAGUUACUUAUCCAAGGGCGUCAUUAUUUGGUGUUGAUAAAAUUUAUCUUAUCAAUCUUGAACGGAGAACCGAGCGGUAA